Molecule: messenger RNA, 2697 nt
Organism: Dalotia coriaria
Lineage: Eukaryota; Metazoa; Arthropoda; Insecta; Coleoptera; Staphylinidae
Product: scavenger receptor class B member 1-like
Exons: 8
Coding region: 575-2332 (585 amino acids)
Cellular component (GO): membrane; cytoplasm
Molecular function (GO): scavenger receptor activity
Source: RefSeq, a predicted model, not a curated record
ACCGAACCGCGCGCCGAAAACUUUUCGGCCCGACGCGCGGCCAACGCAGACCAUGUGCGGACACCAAACCCACAACAACAACAAACAAAUACAGAUUUUGUUUAAAAAAUUUAUUUUUAAUUUAAUAUAAUCUCAAGUGCCUAAAAUAAUUAAAAUAAAAAAGUGUUUUUUUUUUUUUUGAAAAAAGUGUUUGGAAUAAUAAUUAAAGUUUCAUUGAACUUUUAAGAUUGGACUUGGUAAAAAUUUAUUAUCUCAGAGGACAAUAGUGACAAUUGUGAGACAAUAAUAAACUAAUCAUAGUAAAUAGUAAUAUAUAACAAUCGGUUAUUAUUCGGUGUUCAGUGGUCAAGAAGAUGAUGUUCAGACUUUAUCACUACUCGUAAUAGUAUCUAAAAAUUUGUGUGCCUUUUAAUUUUGAUUAAAUUUAUUUUAUUUUACUGCUGAUUAAUUAUAAAUAUAAGAUCAUUGAGGAUAUUUGUGGAUCACCGCUGGAUCUUCUAAAUAUUUUUAGAAAUCAACCACCUUGGAACACUACCACAAAUUUUAAAACUAAAAUUAAUGCAAAUCAAUAAAAAUGGUUAUCACACCAACAAUAGUAUCUUCUGAUCACCACCAUCACCAUCACCAUCAUCACCACCAUGGAGAUGGUACCGAAAUGUUCUACCGGAAAGGAUCCAAAGUAAAAUGUGGAACUACUCUUUUACUAGUUCGCGCUUUGACUUUUACAAUAUUAGGAAUAAUUUUUUGUAUAUGGACGCCAUUUGAGAUUAUAAUGAGUGAAAGAUUACGCAUGCAUAAAGGAUUACCACCGUAUGAUUUAUGGGCGAAUCCUCCUGAUGAGGUGGUGAUGAGUGCUUAUGUUUAUAAUUACACCAAUGUGGAGGCGUUUUUGAACGGGGAAGUGGAUGUGUUGCAAGUUGCAGAGAUUGGACCUAUUUUAUACAGGGAGAUAUUGAGUCAUCAUAAUAUUACGAGGAAUGAUAAUAAUACUAUUACGUUUGUUGCUAAACAUACUGCUAUUUUAUGGGAGGAGAGUAAUAAGGUUAAUAUGAAUGAUACUAUUACUGUGCCAAAUUAUGCUGCUUUGAGUAUGGCGACGUUUUUACAUGAUGCUCCGUUUUUCGUAAAAUUGGGUUUUAAUAUACUCCUACGCCAAUUGAAAACUGACAUGUUUAAAACAAUGACCAUUCAAAAUUUUCUCUGGAAUUUCACGGAUCCGAUUUUGUCUACUGCGCAUAAAUUAAUCCCGCAUUUAGCACCGAUUAAAAAUAUCGGCAUGUUGGAAAGGAUAUAUCAAGAUUUUGAAGAUACUUAUACGAUGUAUGUUGGUGCAGAUCACGGACCGGAAAGAUUUUCACUGAUUGAGAAAGUCGGUGGGAGUGAUUACAUACCAGGUUAUAAACAGUGUGCGGAUAAAGUGACAAAUGCUACCGAAGGAGUGGUUUAUGGACAGUUUCUUACCCGGCAGUCUGUGUUGCACUAUUGGAGGAAAACUGUUUGUAAAGUUGUCAAGUUAAUAUAUGAAAGUGACCAAGUCCGAGAAGGUAUAGAUACUUACCUCUACGUUGUUCCUAAUAACUCUUAUGAUAGGACUUAUCCAGCGUUUGAUGAUUGCUAUAAAGGGGAACCUAGUUUACCGAAUGGUUUGACAGAUGUAUCGAAUUGCAUGUACAAUGUGCCAAUUGUUGCAUCAUUUCCGCACUUUCUAUAUGCCGAUUCUAAGGUUUCGGAAAAAUUGGAAGGUCUGCGACCCAAUAGGAGUUUACAUACAAGUUAUGUGUACGUUGAACCUAUAACUGGAGUACCAAUUCACUCAGUGGCUCGCAGUCAGUCCAAUUUAGCUGUAAGGAAACUAGGAGGAUUUUCUGAUGGUGUUUUGCAGUUUAGUAAUCGAGUUUUGCCAAUGUUUUGGCUGGAAUAUAAUCAAAAAAGUAUCCCAAUGGACAUCUACCUCUUGGUCUACGGAGCUUCAGUAGUCCUAAAACCAGGUCAAAUUCUCUUCAUUGCUAGCCUCUUCCUAAUCGGUUUCUACAGUACAGUUCGUUUCGGACGUAAAUUCACCAAUUCCGAAGACUAUCAACGCCUCGCUAAAAAAUACAACAAUUCACAAUCUUCAUCAAACCCCAAACCUCUCAAACGUCUCAAUCGAAGAUCAUCCGCUUACGGAUCAAGAAUCUCAACAAAUAUAGAAAACGGAGACGCAACGGAUGCAACCAGUCUAACUCAAGCGCAUUCUGUAAAUGUAACACCUGCAGAAAACUCAAGCUCUAAAGACCAGGAUAACUUUAAGCACAAAUCAAGUAGUUUUAUUAAUUCGAAUGUCAUAUGCUAGCAGUAAAAUAAUACUAGUUGCCAAUUAUUAAAAAUUUUAUUCGCAUUUAUACAAAGUUAGUUUUAUAUAUGUUAGAGUAGUCUUGGAAUAGUUUAUUGAUAAUGUAAUUAAUUUUUGUACAUACCAAGGAGUUUGAUGCGGGACUUUUUGAACAAUUAUUGUUAUUGUUGUGAAAAUGCUCAAGAAGACUGAACAAAAUUUAAGCGUAAUGAUUUGUAUCUGUAAAUCAUUGGAAACUAAUUGUACAGAAAUAGAAUAAGUUGAAUUCAACAUGUGGCAAAGAUAACUUUUUGUAUCUAGAGACAAAUUUGUUAUUAGUUUUGUUAAAAACUGCUCAUUGAUAGAAUAAAUAAAUUGAAAACAAA